Messenger RNA from Morchella sextelata, 435 nucleotides. RefSeq lists its product as uncharacterized. The record is from RefSeq and is a predicted model, not a curated record. The transcript is spliced from 3 exons. NCBI's taxonomy places the organism in Eukaryota, Fungi, Ascomycota, Pezizomycetes, Pezizales, Morchellaceae. The coding region runs from base 1 to 435 and encodes 144 amino acids.
AUGUCCAUCUACAGAAAAGGAGUCUCAGCGUAUAUCCCACGGAAUAGGAGCACCUCCAGGCACUGCAAAAGGGAAGAAGAAGCAUCAUCUAUCCGUCAUACCGCCUCCGUAUACCUUUGUGCUCCUCACCUUCUCGCAGCUCAAUUAGGUCAACCUCUCAACCGCUGGGUGAAUACUGUUCCUCUGUUCCUCACAUCUGCAGUCUCCCCAAACACCCUCUGUUGCAAAUCUCUCGCCACCGAAUCCACCCUUCAACAGGAUGCUUUCCUGCAACACGUGCCCUCCAUCUGCUGGCGUUCGUACAGAGAGGCAUGUCAGAAGCUGCAACUGAUCCACAGUAUAAUGCAAGGCCACAUAAGUGUGUAUGAGAAACUGUGGCAAGGAGCAUCGGAAGGAGCAGAGAGGGCUUUCUUCCGGCUGAGGACGCUAGGAUAA